This is a messenger RNA of Adineta steineri, 6083 nucleotides long. Lineage: Eukaryota; Metazoa; Rotifera; Eurotatoria; Adinetida; Adinetidae. The record is from the annotation of a GenBank genome assembly.
AUGUUUGUAUCAACAUUACCAUAUCGUGUUGAACUUGAUCCUCAUUGGUCAUUUGAUGAAGUAGUUAAAUAUGUACUAGAAAAAUGUUUAUCAAUUCUUGAACAUUCUCAUUAUCCAGUACAACAGAUUGCUGGUGAUAAUCGAUUAAAUCAAUCGAAAGUAUCAUUUCUUGAGACAAUGUUUGAUUUUAUUAGUGUGUCAAAAGAUGUUGAACAUUUAUGUUUAAACGAUGCGAAUUUAGAACAAGUAUCAUUAGAACAAUCAUAUGAAAUGGCUAAAUUUGACUUUUCAUUAACAUUUGUAUACAAUCCAUUACCAGAUAACAAAAGAUUAUCAUGUCGUUUUAUUUGUUCACAUGAUUUGUUUGAAAAAUCAACUAUUUCACGAAUAGCUCAAAGAUUUGAAUAUAUGUUUGAACAACUGUUUCAAACACAAUCAAGCAAUAUUCCUGUGAUGAAUAUGAGUUCAUCGAUCAACAAAGUGUCUCUUAUUUUUUAUGAGGAAGCUGAAGAAAUAGAAUUAGUAGUGUUUCAUCGAUUGAAGGAUAUUACUAGUGAAGCACCAGCAUCAUUUGCACAAGCUCGUGUUUGGUUCGAUGAAGGCAUUCCAUUCGAUUCUGACAAGCCUCAAAUAGCAAUCUAUAAUAUGCCUUUUGUUUAUCGUCUGCAACCAGGUCAUACUUUCUCGAUUAAACAACUUCGUCUUGCUCUUCAUCUAACUGUUAACAAACAUCCCUCACUUCACACAUCACUUCAUUUUAACAUCCAAAAAAAUCUACUUGUGCAACGAGUUAUUACUCAUGAAAAUAAAAAUAAUAAUAAUAAUAUGUUUUCAAUCAUCGAAACUACUUAUGAAACAGAUGGACAGUUGAAUGAAAUUUUACAUGACGAAAAACGAAAUCCUCAUCUAUUUAAUAUUGUUCAAGGUCUUGUCUUUCGAUGUCAUCUUGUUUACUACAAACAAAUCUCGUCAAAUCAUCUACUUUCUGACAAAGAUCUACUUAUUUUCAACUUUCAUCAUGCUCUAUUUGACUUUCCAUCCAUGAAUAUAUUUCUUCAUGAUCUCAAUCAAGCAUAUACAACAGGUCAAUUAUUAUAUGAUGACAGCACUAAUCUUCGUUAUCUCGAUUAUGCUAUCAUAGAACAACAAAUGUCAAUGAGUGGUGCAGGCAUGUUUUGGCUUGAUGCUCUCCUUGAUUGUAAACUUGAUCAAUCUUUGUCAUUACCAUAUGAUCGAUAUCAUCUCUCAAAUGAACAUCGAACUGGCCGUGGAGCAUGUAUUUCUUUUGAUUUUGGUCAAGAUCUCUCCCAAGGCUUUUUUUUCCACGCAUCAUCAAACAACAUAUCACUAGAACAUCUUGCACUUGCUACUUAUUAUGUAUUUUUAUUCAAAUUAACCAAUGGACAAACAGAUCUAUGUCUGGCUAUGAAUAUCAAUAAUAAUCGAUAUAGAAAAGAACUCAAAUCAAUCAUUGGACUGUUUGAGAAUAUUAUUCCAUUACGAUGUCAAUUAGAUCCUCAUUGGUCUUUCCACCAACUACUUGAGCAUGUACAAGAGAUAACAACCAAUAGUAUGAAUUAUUCAUAUUUUCCACUUCAACGUAUUCUCAAUCAACAUCCACAUCUUUCCAAAUAUUCAUUUCUGGAUACAUCUCUGGAAUUUAUAUCAUAUGAGAGAAACAAUAACAACAAUGCAAUUAUGAUUGGUGAUUCUCAAAUAAUUCCAGCAUUUUCCUCAUUCAAUAUCAAUGAAGAUCAGAUAUUAAGUACAUCGGACUUCUCUCUUUCGUUUCAUCAUGAUUUGUAUAUGAAUCAACUGUCAUGUACAAUCAAUGCAUCACUGGACUUAUUCAAUCGAGAGACAGUGGAGAAGAUUUUACAACGAUUUCAUUUCAUCUUAUAUCAAUUAUCUGCAUCUAUGUUUGACAAUCAAAUGAACAAAUCUAUCUAUGAACUAUCAUUAACAUUAUCAAAUGAACAAUAUCUAAUGCAAUCAUUGAAUAAUACACAAAUAUCAUUUUCAUCUCCUCUCACCUGUAUUCAUCAUGAAUUUGUAUAUCAAGUAAUGACACAUCCACAAAAACUAGCAGUUGACCUUGAUGGACAAUCAUUAACAUAUUGUGAACUUCUAUAUUAUGUACAAAUAUUAUCUUUAACUCUUCUUAAUGAAUAUUAUGUGUUUCCAGGUGAGGUCGUAUGUCAAUGUGUUGAGCGAAGUUUGUCAAUGGUGAUUGGUAUAAUGGCAAUUGAAGUGAGUGGAGGUGUUUAUUGUCCAUUAUCACCUCGAGAUCCACAACAUCGUUUACAUGCACUUGUGAAACAAACUCAAAAUCGUCUUGUUCUUGUUCAUGAUUUAACGAAGACCAAAUUUGAUGAUGAUGAUAUUAUUUCACUUGAUAUUGAUUCAAUAUUAAAUGUGUAUAAUAUGGAAAGGAACAUUGAUAUUGGUCAAUUAUCAAAUAUAAAAGUUACACUCGAUGAUUUAGCUUAUAUCAUUUUCACAAGUGGUUCAACUGGAAUACCUAAAGGGGUUCAAGUCCAGCACAAGAACUUCACCGGAUUUAUGUGCUCGUUAAUUUAUUGCGAUGUAUUUAAUGAAAACGAUACAAUCCUUCAAAUGGCACGUUGUUCUUUCGAUGUUCAUGUUCACGAUAUAUUGGGUAGUUUUAUGAUUGGAAGUAGUCUGAUUAUGCUACAUCCAAAAGGAAUGAUGGACUUUGACUAUCUGGCUGGUGUUUUCGAAGAAAAGAAUAUCACUUGUUUUGCUUCUGUUCCAACUAUAAUUAAUAAUUUCUUCACUUAUCUGCAACAACAAAAUCAUCAUAAUGCUGCACAAUACCUACGAUCAGUUUGUAGUGGUGGUGAGUCUUGCUCUUCGAAACUAAUAAAUUCAAUAUCAAACACUGUAACACACUCUUGUCGACUAUGGAACAUGUAUGGUCCUGCUGAAACAACAAUUGAUUGCACAUUUCAUCUUUUCCAUAAUACAAUAGAGAAUGAAAGCUUUCCAAUAGGCAGACCACUUCCAACUUAUCAAAAUCUAGUUUUAGCUCAGUUCUCACAAAAUGCGUUUCUCAAUCAAGAAGGUGAACUGUUCGUAGGUGGAGUAGGUGUGUUUGCUGGUUAUCUUGGACGUGAUGAUCUAACUGCAAAAGCUCUUGUUGAAAUAGAUAGUCAACUAUUUUAUCGAACAGGUGAUCUUGUUAGAAUGGAUAACAAUGGUCUUCUUCAUUAUAAAGGUAGAAAAGAUCAUCAAAUCAAACUUCAUGGACAACGAAUUGAGCUUGGUGAAAUCGAACGAUGUUUACUUAGCAUUACAUCCAUCUCUGCUUGUACUGUUGUGAAAUGGAAUGAUGAUCAUUUAGUUGCUUAUGUACAAUCUUCUUCUCAUAUGAAUGAAGAACAACUACGGCAACAUUAUCGCAAACAACUUCCUUCACCUCACUUCUCAUCUAUACAGUCCACAAACAACAUAGAAAUAUUACUACCAACAAAUGAUAUUGAAGUUAGUAUUCAUCAUAUUUGGUGUGAUAUAUUCAAACAAAAUCAAAUCUCAACUGAUACAAAUAUAUUCACUAUUGGUGGUCAUUCAUUACUUAUGAUGCAACUCUUUCAUCGAUACAAGAUGGAGUUUCAUUUAGAAACAAAUACUCUUUCUAUUACUGAUCUAUUUCAACAUCCAACAAUUAUUCAUCAUGCUCAACUCAUUCAGCAAUCUAUCAAUGCCAUCCAUGCUCUCGAUGAUUAUCCUUGGUCUUCCUUACAUCUCAUUCAAGCUAGAGCAUCAUUUGCACAAGAACGCAUCUUCUUAGAUGAACAAAUUCGUUUUUCCUCUAAAACAACGACGAAGAAUAUGUAUGUUAUUCCAUUACUCUAUCGUAUAGCAUCUAUGAAUGAUCAUAUAUUAAUAACUCGAUUAUAUCAUGCAUUUCAAAGUGUUAUCACAAAACAUAAUAUUCUUCGAACUGCACUUUAUGUUGAUGAUACAAAUGGUAAUAUUAUACAACACUGUUUAGAUGCAAACAUCAUUCUCAACGAUGAUAUGAAAUUCAAUGGAUUCACAAUCGUUAAUAUCAAUAAUGAUAAUCACCGUCAUAUGAAUGAAGUUAUUGAAAAUAUAUUAAAUCAAGCUGAUUUAUUUGAUUUAUCAAAAGGACGUGUUAUUCGUUGUCAUAUUCUUCGUCAUUAUCAUCAAUCUCAAGAUAAUAGUUCGCGUGAGAAUGAUGAUCUGUUGACUGAAAAUGAUCACAUAUUGAUUAGUAUUCAUCAUGCAAUGUUUGAUGGAGCAUCGGUAUCAAUAUUUCUUCGUGAUCUGUCUCUUGCUUAUCAAUCUAUUGACUCGUUAUCUAUGGAUGCUAACUCAUUACAAUAUAUUGACUAUUCUAUUCAUGAACAUGUCAUGGAUAUGUCAUUAUCUCGUGAAUUCUGGCACUCUCAACUUGAAGGAUACAAUAUCGAAUGUUCACUAUCAUUACCAUUUGAUCGACAACGUUCAUCAACUAGUCAACAACGAUCAGGUUUAGCAUCUACAGCUGAAAUCAUUUUCGAUAAUGCAAUAUGCACAUCAUUUUUAACUUAUGCGUCAUCACAUCAUCUCACACUUUUUCAACUUGGAUUAUCCAUGUUUUAUGUUUUCCUAUUCAAACUAACUCAUGGUGAGAGUGAUCUAUGUAUUGGUUCUGUCAACGCUAAUCGAUAUCGAAGUGAAUUAGUGAAUAUGAUAGGAAUGUUUGUAUCAACAUUACCAUAUCGUGUUGAACUUGAUCCUCAUUGGUCAUUUGAUGAAGUAGUUAAAUAUGUACUAGAAAAAUGUUUAUCAAUUCUUGAACAUUCUCAUUAUCCAGUACAACAGAUUGCUGGUGAUAAUCGAUUAAAUCAAUCGAAAGUAUCAUUUCUUGAGACAAUGUUUGAUUUUAUUAGUGUGUCAAAAGAUGUUGAACAUUUAUGUUUAAACGAUGCGAAUUUAGAACAAGUAUCAUUAGAACAAUCAUAUGAAAUGGCUAAAUUUGACUUUUCAUUAACAUUUGUAUACAAUCCAUUACCAGAUAACAAAAGAUUAUCAUGUCGUUUUAUUUGUUCACAUGAUUUGUUUGAAAAAUCAACUAUUUCACGAAUAGCUCAAAGAUUUGAAUAUAUGUUUGAACAACUGUUUCAAACACAAUCAAGCAAUAUUCCUGUGAUGAAUAUGAGUUCAUCGAUCAACAAAGUGUCUCUUAUUUUUUAUGAGGAAGCUGAAGAAAUAGAAUUAGUAGUGUUUCAUCGAUUGAAGGAUAUUACUAGUGAAGCACCAGCAUCAUUUGCACAAGCUCGUGUUUGGUUCGAUGAAGGCAUUCCAUUCGAUUCUGACAAGCCUCAAAUAGCAAUCUAUAAUAUGCCUUUUGUUUAUCGUCUGCAACCAGGUCAUACUUUCUCGAUUAAACAACUUCGUCUUGCUCUUCAUCUAACUGUUAACAAACAUCCCUCACUUCACACAUCACUUCAUUUUAACAUCCAAAAAAAUCUACUUGUGCAACGAGUUAUUACUCAUGAAAAUAAAAAUAAUAAUAAUAAUAUGUUUUCAAUCAUCGAAACUACUUAUGAAACAGAUGGACAGUUGAAUGAAAUUUUACAUGACGAAAAACGAAAUCCUCAUCUAUUUAAUAUUGUUCAAGGUCUUGUCUUUCGAUGUCAUCUUGUUUACUACAAACAAAUCUCGUCAAAUCAUCUACUUUCUGACAAAGAUCUACUUAUUUUCAACUUUCAUCAUGCUCUAUUUGACUUUCCAUCCAUGAAUAUAUUUCUUCAUGAUCUCAAUCAAGCAUAUACAACAGGUCAAUUAUUAUAUGAUGACAGCACUAAUCUUCGUUAUCUCGAUUAUGCUAUCAUAGAACAACAAAUGUCAAUGAGUGGUGCAGGCAUGUUUUGGCUUGAUGCUCUCCUUGAUUGUAAACUUGAUCAAUCUUUGUCAUUACCAUAUGAUCGAUAUCAUCUCUCAAAUGAACAUCGAACUGGCCGUGGAGCAUGUAUUUCUUUUGAUUUUGGUCAAGAUCUCUCCCAAGGCUUUUUUUUCCACGCAUCAUCAAACAACAUAUCACUAGAACAUCU